Molecule: messenger RNA, 3637 nt
Organism: Solea solea (common sole)
Lineage: Eukaryota; Metazoa; Chordata; Actinopteri; Pleuronectiformes; Soleidae
Product: isocitrate dehydrogenase [NADP], mitochondrial-like
Exons: 15
Coding region: 154-2271 (705 amino acids)
Biological process (GO): isocitrate metabolic process
Cellular component (GO): mitochondrion
Molecular function (GO): isocitrate dehydrogenase (NADP+) activity; magnesium ion binding; NAD binding
Source: RefSeq, a predicted model, not a curated record
GGUUCACACACAAAAAAGCAGCAGCAUGACAUUUGACAAAAAAACAAACAAACAGUAACUAUAGCUGCACCGGAAGUGUUCUGUGCUCGCGCCACGUCAGAGCUACCUCCAGUCAAAGAGCAGCUUGUGAGACUUUGUGCACUUUAGUUCGCUAUGUUCUCCCCGGCUCUUCUCUCUCUGCUGCCGCUGUUGCUGCUCCUGCAGCUGCAGCUGUUGCAUGUGUUUGCGGGUGAGCUGACGUUUGCGCUCCCUGACAACGAGAAGCUGUGUUUUUACGAAGACCUAGAGAAAGACGUGACGUUUGACUUAAUCUUUCAAGUCAUUGCAGGAGGCAGCUAUGAUGUGGACUGCUUUGUCACAGAUCCUCAGAACAAUGUCCUGUAUAAUGAGGAGAAGAAGAUGUAUGACCGCUUCACUCACACCACAACUAUGAAGGGAGUCUACCAGGUCUGCUUCAGCAAUGAAUUCUCCUCCUAUACCCAUAAAACUGUGUAUAUGGAUUUCCGCUACGGGGACGAGCAACCUCUCAUGCCGGGCAUGACGAGUCACACAGCACUGACACAGUUGGAGUCGUCUUGUGUCUCCAUUCAUGAGGUUCUGAAGGUGGUGGCUGACUCACAGACAUGGUACAGACUGAGAGAGGCGCACGACCGCCUGAACGCGGAGCUCCUCCACCAGCGAGUGACAUACUGGUCCAUGGGAGAAACCUUCCUGCUGUUUGUCAUCAGCAUCGGUCAAGUCGUGCUGCUAAGGAGCUUCUUCUCUGAGAAGAAAGGAGGCUCUGUAGCAACCACCACUGCAACGUUUGCUGACGUGUGUUUGUGUGCGAGAUCCAUUAGAGUCUACGUGUGGCAUCACCGGUUUACCGGGCACUGGUUCAUUCAUACUGCGUGCGUGGAACCAGCAAACAUGGCGGGCUACCUGAAGUCUCUGAGGACCGGGUGGAGAACAAGUGCAGCUGCCGCGCUGCCGCCUCUCACUCCCGCCGCUGUGCUGCCGACAUCAGCCGCUGUCUGCCACCGCAGGAGCUAUGCAACGACACGCGUCAAGGUGGACCAGCCAGUGGUGGAGAUGGAUGGAGAUGAAAUGACUCGCAUCAUAUGGGAGUUCAUCAAAGAGAAGCUCAUUCUGCCCAACGUGGAUGUUCAGCUGAAGUACUUUGACCUAGGUCUGCCCUACCGAGACCAGACUGAUGACCAGGUCACCAUAGACUCCGCUCUGGCAACUAAGAAGUACAACGUGGCUGUCAAGUGUGCCACUAUCACUCCAGAUGAGGCCAGAGUCGAGGAGUUUAAGCUAAAGAAGAUGUGGAAGAGUCCUAACGGAACCAUCAGGAACAUCCUGGGUGGCACAGUUUUCCGGGAGCCAAUCCUCUGUAAAAACAUUCCGCGGCUUGUUCCCGGUUGGACGUUGCCCAUGACAAUUGGUAGACAUGCUUUUGGAGAUCAGUACAGGGCCACAGACUUUGUUAUUGACCGGCCCGGGAAGUUCAAGAUUAUGUUUUUCCCAGCUGAUGGAAGCAAGCAGAGGGAGUGGGAGGUGUAUGACUUCCCCGCUGGGGGUUGCGGGCUGGGAAUGUUCAACACUGAUGAGUCCAUCAGUGGGUUUGCUCACAGCUGCUUCCAGUAUGCCAUCCAGAAGAAGUGGCCUCUGUACAUGAGCACCAAAAACACCAUACUGAAGGCCUACGACGGCCGCUUCAAGGACAUCUUCCAGGAAAUCUUUGAGGCGAAGUACAAGCCAGAGUUUGACAAGCUGAAGAUCUGGUACGAGCACCGUCUCAUCGAUGACAUGGUGGCUCAGGUCCUGAAAUCCUCUGGAGGAUUUGUUUGGGCCUGCAAGAAUUACGACGGAGAUGUGCAGUCUGACAUCCUGGCUCAGGGCUUUGGGUCUCUGGGUCUCAUGACGUCAGUCCUCAUGUGUCCCGACGGUAAGACUAUCGAGGCCGAGGCUGCCCACGGCACGGUCACCAGGCAUUACCGCGAGCACCAGAGGGGACGACCAACCAGUACCAACCCCAUAGCCAGUAUCUUUGCUUGGACCAGGGGACUGGAGCACAGGGGCAAACUGGAUGGAAAUGCUGAUCUGAUAAAUUUCUCCCAGACGUUGGAAAAAGUCUGCGUGGAAACUGUGGAAAGUGGUUUGAUGACCAAAGACCUUGCAGGCUGCAUCCAUGGGUUGAGCAACUGCAAGCUGGAUGAACAUUACAUCAACACGUCAGACUUCCUGGAUGCUAUUAAGACCAACCUGGACAAGGCUCUGAGCAAAUGAAGACACACUCAGUAAACAUGGCUGUAGUCAUUGUUCCUUUUUCUUAUUUUACUUCUGCCUUUACUGUUACUGACAACCAAUUUUCAGUUUGAAAAUGUAACAUAUUUGCUUUAAUAUUCAUAUUAAUUCAACGCAAUGGCCAUAUUUUACACUCAGAGGGCAAGAUUAAUCGAAACACUUACCAGGAAAGAUUAAUUUGUAGGUGUGGUUGCAUUCACUUUACACACACACACAACAAGUGGAACUAAGAUGCAUUGGAACAGAGGCAUAAUCAGUUUGAGCUAGACUGCAGUACACUAAAAUAUCUGGCUUAGAGUCUGUUGAAUCUUCAAUAGGAUUCAAAUGGGGAACUUUCCUGUAAGUAUCUGAAUAUAUUAUUUAACAAAUUGUAAAUAGAUCUGAUGUCCAGUCAUAUUUACUGAUCAAUUUAUUGAAGGCUUUUUAAUGAUCACCCUCUUGAGUGCCUCAGAUUUCUCAUGAUCCCUCCUAGCACUCCUAUCUUAUUAGAAGGUUGUGAGUUUGAUUCCUGGCUCUGCUCGUCUGCAUGUCGGUGUGUCCUUGGGCAAGGCAGUAAAUGGAUGUGAAUGAGUGAGCCAUAAAACUGUAGCGUCAUCAAGACUAGAAAAGUGCUUUAUAAAUACAGACCAUUUACAUUAGAAGAAUCAGGUAAGACAUUAACUUUAAAUUACUCUGCACUCAGGGAAUUACUGUCACAAUUCUUAAAUGGAACAAGUUUGGAUGAGCCAGGGUUUUUUUAUUGAAGCUGGCUGCUCAGGCAAAGUGACUAAUCAGGGGAGAAGGACCUUAGUAAGAUGUUACCAACAUCCAGAUGGUCACUCUGGCUGAGGUCCAGAGAUCAUGUCUGCAGAUGGGUGAAACUUCCAGAAGGACAAUCUUCAUCGCGGAACUCCACUGAUCUGAGCUUCAUGGAGGUACACCAGGCAGUGUCCUUUCACCUGCUCAGUAACAUCCCUGCAUGUGCAAUAGGGUGUCUUUCAGAGACGAGGGAAAUCUUAGUGCAACACGGCACAUACGCAUUCCUCGUGAAAAUCUGGUCAAGAGCUCAAAAGACCUCAAACUGGGGCUACGAGUGACCCAGCCACAACCCAGUCUUCAUUCCAGGCAAGAACAUGGCUGAACAAACAUCUCUAAUAACAAUAAAGGUGCUCAUAAUAAGUAUUGAGUAAAGGGGCCAAACCAAGAUAAUGCACAAAAUGAAUGAUUUGCAGGUAAAAUGCUAUGGGAUGUACUGUCCUGAUUUGAAUGGCUGAAUUAAAGAAUUGAAGGUCUUGAGCUCUCCAUGUAAAGUGCCUUAGGAUAAUGUAUGUUAUGAAUUGACGCUUUAUAAAUAAAAUUGAGUUGAAUG